Messenger RNA from Lymnaea stagnalis (great pond snail), 2776 nucleotides. NCBI's taxonomy places the organism in Eukaryota, Metazoa, Mollusca, Gastropoda, Lymnaeidae. The record is from the annotation of a GenBank genome assembly.
UUUCAGGCUCGCCGUUAUGACUCAAGAACUACGAUAUUUUCUCCAGAAGGUUUGACAUUUUUAGGCUUAUACUUUAUUUUGAAAUUGGCAAUAGAUUUUAAACUUUAUAACUCUAAAGAUUUUCAGUAUAAACACAUUACAACAGGCGUGCCACAUAGAUUUAUCAUUCUAAUGAUUACCAGUGUAAACACACUAGUCCAGACAUGCCAAGUUCACACACCCCAAACUUUCUCAUGGGGUCUGCUAAGUGAUUUAGAGUCACAUAGUGUAAUAAAAAAAUAAUGCUUAAUAAAGAUGUAGUUAAGCAGCCUUUCGGGAAGUUUGAUACCAUGUUCGAGAUGGAUCUAAUUACAAAUUAUGUUUGAUAAUUAUAUUUAAAAUAAUAUUAAGUACGUUAAAAUGUAGUAUUUAAUAGACUCUGAUUUUGUUUGCAUAACUUCAUGCUCCUCAAAACUUUGUUUAUUUUAUUUUUUUAUUUCUUAGGCCGCCUUUAUCAGGUGGAAUAUGCUAUGGAAGCUAUUGGUCAUGCAGGAACAUGUUUAGGUAUCAUGGCUUCAGAUGGCAUUUUACUUGCAGCGGAAAAAAGAAAUACCAACAAACUCCUUGAUGAGGUUUCAUAUUCUGAAAAAAUUUACAGGCUUUAUGAGUGAGUCCUAUUUCACUUGUUACAAAAAAAAAGUCAUAUUGGUCUAAUUUAUGCAUUAUAAAAAUCUGUUAUAAUAUUACAGCUUGUAUAAAGCUUGUAUCAGAAUAUUGUAAUUCUAGUGUUAAAUCCAUUAAUUUUGCUUGCACCAUAUAACAUAAAAUUGCAGAAUCUAAAGUAGUGUGUGUUUUCAAACUAGUUCUGCCCAACAUGCCUUCCGGUGCCAAUGAAUUUUUCAUCAGGCAUUCGCCUACCCCUCCAUGAAAGGUCUUGUAAUAUGCUCAUUCAGGGAUCAUCUCUCUUUAUUACAUAGAAACUCUUUUGUUAAACUCUUCUUCGCAAAAUUAUGAGUUUUAAAAGUUCAGCGUGACUUUCCUAGUUCUUGAGAAGUUUCUUAGUAAUCUAAGAGAUAAAACCUUUGAUAGAACAAAAUAUCAUUUUCACAUACACUUCUGUGCUCCAGAAUAAUACAUAGGGUACAUAUAUGUACAAGUACCAUGGUGUACACAAUUUUAAGGUUUAGCCAUGAAACGAAUGUUCAAUAAUAAAGUCUUUGUUCAAUAAUCCUUCAUCUCACAGUGAUAUGGCUAUUAGUGUUGCUGGAAUAACAGCUGAUGCCAAUGUUUUGACAAAUGAGCUGAGGCUUAUUGCCCAAAGGUUUGUUAUUUGUUUUAUUGUGUUCAUUAAGAGUGUAGCUAUAAGACUCGUAUCUGUUAUCCUGACUUAAGAUGUGGCUAUGAAAUUGUUUUAAUACUCAACUUAGGGGUAAAUUAUUUCUCAGUCUGUUAGAUAACUGCUCAUUUAAACAUAUUUCAACUUAUUUUGUUGCUACAGAUAUUUUAUUUCUUUCAGGUACAUUCUUCAGUACCAGGAACCUAUACCUUGUGAGCAACUAGUGUCCACCCUUUGUGACCUCAAACAAGCUUACACUCAGUUUGGAGGUAUAGAUAACAAUUUAAGACUAAUGAAGCUAGCGUGCCUGAAAGAAAUUAAUUUGUCACUCAAGUCACACCACUAAGACCGGGAAAAGUUUUGCAUGACCUAGUACAGAUACAGCUUCAUAUGAAACAAUUUUCAAACGUUUCACGUUCAGUUUUAAUAUUCACUUGACUGAAAAUGUAAUGGAAAUGUCGACUUCAUAUUCAAACCCUGUUUACUUAGUCAUUCUCUUAAGUUCUAGGUGUACAUAUUCUCAUUAUUCUAAUGCAUUUUCUUUUUUUUACCUCAUAAAGGCAAGCGGCCUUUCGGUGUUUCUAUUCUGUACAUGGGCUGGGACAAACACUAUGGCUUUCAACUGUAUCAAAGCGACCCUAGUGGCAACUAUGGAGGUUGGAAAGCAACUUGUAUAGGGAAUAACAGUGCUGUAAGUGCACAUGCUGUUUUUUAUGUCCUCCAUCAUAAAUGUAAUACUUAAUGCAUAAUUUAUGCACAUUUUUGUUUUUGCUCACUGAUGCUUUGUCAGAAUAUAAUUUAUUGACAAAAGAUCUUGGUUCUCUCGUUUAUUAUUUAAAAUUUGUAUUUCAUAUACACAGAACGCUAUUUCUCUACUGAAACAAGAGUACAAGGAUGAAGACAACUUUUCUUUAAGUUCAGCUCUAGAUCUUGCCAUUAAAGUCUUGAGUAAAACAUUAGAUAUGACCAAGGUGGCAGCAGACAAAGGUGAGGCUGAGCUCUUCACAGUUUAUUUUUUGCAAUAUAUCAAUCUCUUUCAAUAUUCUUGACCUGUUUAUCUAUAUCAAGUAUGACUUUAAACCAUUUGUCUAAGUAUUACACAGCUUACUUAUAGCUGGAAAUGACACAAGUAUGUCAAAGCCUGAAAUGGGACACAGCAAAACAACUGCAUUUUUAAUAUAUGUUAAGUUUUAAAAUCAUAUUUUCUAACAGGUCAGGUGCACAUGUUAAGGCAUAAAAAUAUUGGGAUAACUGUAAGAAUGAUUUAAUACUCUUGUUUUCCUAGUUGAGAUUGCAACACUGACUAGGAAAGACAACAAAACGGUGAUGCGCAUUCUACCUGACAGUGAGGUGGAAGUGCACAUAAAGAAAUAUGAAGAGGAAGAGGCAAGGCUUGAGGCAGAAAAGAAGAAAGAGGCUGACCGAAAGAAAGCAGGUAAAUUGACCACAGUGAUAGAGUAG